Molecule: messenger RNA, 4758 nt
Organism: Xiphophorus hellerii (green swordtail)
Lineage: Eukaryota; Metazoa; Chordata; Actinopteri; Cyprinodontiformes; Poeciliidae
Gene: ankrd6b
Product: ankyrin repeat domain 6b
Exons: 16
Coding region: 371-2608 (745 amino acids)
Molecular function (GO): protein binding
Source: RefSeq, a predicted model, not a curated record
UUGACAUGGGACUGGGACAGACACUGAGGGGGCGGCGGGAGAAGCGCGGACGGACCUGAGUGGGUUUUUCCUCCUUUCCUCCAGACAGCGGGUCGCCUCCUCGUGUAGGCAGCUGGAAGAGUUUAUUCUGGAGCUCGGCUCGAACCUCGACACUGUCUGUUCGUUCUGAGACUGUAGGUGUAUGAUGGCGUGCUGUCCUGGCCGAGUGGGCGACUUCUAGCAACAGGAAUUCAGUGACACUGGCAGCCCCCCACCAGGCCAUGCUGUAUCCCUGUGUAUUAACUAGAUUACCAAGCAGCUUCACCUUCUCAACAUUUCUCAGCAUCUGGAACUCUAUGUUCAAAGACAGCCGUAUCACUCGCCCUGCUUCAUGAGCCAGCAGGAUGCAGCUGAGGUCCUCGCACUUUCCGAGCGCCUCCUCAUAGCUUCACACAAGGGACAAGCCGACAAUGUGGUUCAGCUUAUCAACAAAGGUGCAAAAGUAGCCGUCACCAAGUACGGCAGAAGCCCCCUACACCUGGCUGCCCACAAAGGUCACCUUGAGGUUGUCCGGAUCCUUCUGAAAGCUGGAUGCGAUCUGGACAUUCAAGAUGAUGGGGAGCAGACAGCCUUACACCGUGCUGCCGUGGUGGGAAACGCUGACAUUAUCAGCGCACUCAUCCAGGAAGGGUGUGCACUGGAGAGACAGGAUAAGGAUGGCAACACCGCUCUUCACGAGGUUUCCUGGCAUGGAUUCAGUCAGUGUGUGAAACUGCUGGUGAAGGCUGGAGCCAACGUUCAUGGCAAAAAUAAGGCUGGGAACACAGCUCUCCACCUGGCCUGUCAGAACGGUCACACCCAGAGCUCCAAGGUUCUGCUGCUCGGUGGAUCCCGACCUGACAGCCAAAACCAUGCAGGCGACACCUGUCUGCAUGUGGCAGCUCGGUAUAAUCACGUGGCUAUGCUGCGCAUCCUGCUGGGAGCCUUUUGUUCAGUGUCAGAGAAGAACAUGGUUGGAGACACACCACUCCAUGUAGCAGCUGCCCUGAACCACAAGAAGACUGUUCGUGUGUUACUGGAGGCUGGAGCAGACAGUCAUAUUCAAAACAAUGCAGGUCAGACUGCUUUGGACCAGGCCAGAGAUCACAACAACCCAGAGGUGGCUCUGCUUCUAACCAAGGCUCCCCAGGUACAGAGCUUCAUGCGCGGCAGGACUGUGAGAAAGAGAAGAGAGAAGCUGAAAGCAGAACGCCGAGCGCGGUCGGUGCCCAGAGAUGAGAUGCUGAGCUGUAAUGACAGUGCAUCUGCUGCAGACGGCACCCAGAGCAGCGACCCAGCAGCUCCACUGGCAGAGGCAAACAGCAGACGAGAGAAGGCCAGGAAGCAGAAAGAAAAGCCAUCUUUGUCCGAACCUCUGCGCCGCAGAGAGAUCAGGAGGAAAAACAAAACACAUGGAGCCUCCCCUUAUGGAUCCAUUCCACCUCACAACUAUAAAGCUUAUCAGCUCUACACACUCUACAGGGGCAAGGAUGGCAAAAUCAUGCAAGCUCCAUUGAAUGGCUGCCGCUGUGACCCACUGCUCAGUAAACUGGAGAACCAGCUGGAGGCCACCAAGGAGGAGAUGAAGACAGAGAUCCACGCCAUGGAAGACCUGGUCAACAAAAAGAUGGGUCAGCUGGACCGCAAGAGCAAACACCAGAUCCGAGCUCUGGAUAAGAUGACAGUGGAAAGAGUUUCUGCAGAAAAGAGUGAGUGUGUGCAGAGGAUGGAGCACUGGGCUCUGCAGGAGCGACUGGAAGCAGAGAAGAGACAGACGUCUCUGGCUACUGAGCUGAAGAGCUGGUGUCUGUCCAAACUACAGAACAUGGAGGUCCGCUUCAUGGGAGACUCUGGCACCAAGCUGCAGCGCUCCUCCUCUCUGGCUGAUGAUCUGUGUGAAGCUGAUGGCGCCAGCAGCACCGUGCAGCCUGCUGAGCUGGGCUGCAGCUCCCCGCUCCCACAGCCCAGCUGGGCUGAAGCCAGUAAGGUGGAGGGCGGCUCGGCCAGCCACUACUUUGUGGUUCAUGCGGAGAACUCUCCAGAUGGUGAGAAGGAGCAUAAGACAGAGGCUGCAGCACCGUCAUCUGUCCAGGUGGUCCGGCCUAAGGAGCGCUCUGCAGACACUCAGAGGAAAAAACAGAACCUGCAGAGAGCGGGCCUGGCGGACCCAAAGGCUGCUGGCAGACCGAGGCACAGAGCCAGCAGCCUGUCUCCGGCCACAGGGCGGCGCUGCAGCAGCAGAGAUGCAGAGAGAGGCCGAGUCAGAGUCAGGCAGCGUGAAAAGCAUGCAGGCGGCAGGACCAGGUCAAGGGGAGAUACGGGGGUCCGGACUAUGGAACUGCUCAGAGACCCCUCUGGUGGGCCGACCUUUGCCCAGGAGAGGGACAGCAUGCACGCUGUGGAGGUGACCCAGUACUUCUUUGAGGCCGUGUCCACCCAGAUGGAGCGCUGGUAUGAGAGGAAGGUGCAGGAGGCUCGCUGGCAGGCCAACCAGAGGGCUCAGGCCGACAAGGCUGCUCUGGUCCAGAGGAUCGCUCACCUGGAGGAGGAGCUCCGUGUUCUGAGGACAAGUCGCCAUGACGACUACUAACACGCCUCUUCAGAACAUUCUGGCCUUCCAGGGAGUGGGGCUGUCUGGAAUAUUAGCACCUCCAUCCAUGUGGCGCUGAUUGUUAUUGCAGAACUGAGCAAGUAACUUAAUGUGUUCAUACAGUUCUUUAUUGAAAAUAACAUUCUUAUGUUCUUAACAUAAGGAUGCUACAUGAAGAAGCACAGCAUCUUCUUCAUAUAGCAUCCUUGAAAUCCACUAGGGCUCCUAGUAUGUACUAUGAGCCCUAGUGUUCACUAUGAUCCGUAGUGUUCACUAUGAUCACACCAUCAUGUGGGGACACGCCUGCCUGCCUGCCUGCUGGAUUCAAACAGAUAAGCUAUGAUGUAUUUAUAACACUGAAUGUGGAAAAACCUGGUGGAUUUCCAGUCAUUUGUUUUACUGCAUUUUAUUAAAGCUGUAGAGUUAACACACAGAUUGUUGAAGACUAAAGAAAAAAUGUUUAAAAUGCCACUGAUGUAAUUAAUCUGCUGUUUGCUGGAUGAGUCAGGAAGGAAGCCCACAAAGGACACAUCAUGGCAUUACUGGAACAGUAACAGCUUUUUUCUCUAGUUAGGUGAAAUAUUAGAGAUACAUGGAGGAAAUUUACAUUUAGGGUAAGCAUCUCAUUAGUUGGGAUUUUAGAUGUUGUAGUGAUUUAAAUAUAACCCCAGGAGUAGAAUAUUCAUUUUUUUAUGCCAUACAUCCUUUUUAAUCAAGUGCACACUCAGGGAAUCCAGGGGAAAUUCAUCAGAAGAAUCAUGGAUCUUUGCCAUUUUGUAAAUGUUUCCUUUUAUAUGAGCUUGAUAUUCAGAAGGAGAAACAGUUCUGACAUUCCUGAGACUAGAAACAGGUGUUUUGUCCCUUACUGAGAGCUGUACAUCCUGCAGUCCUCCAGGGCCGCUGGCCUGCAGCUGUUACAAGUCUCUCUGCUUCAGCACACCUGGCUACAUAUGAUUACAGUUACAUAUCAUUAGCAGGGCCAUGUAGCUUGACUGCAUGCUAAUGAUGCAGUUUUAAUUCAAAUGUAGGCCGUAGAACACUUCUAAAUGUUGCAGGACUCUGGUCCUUCAGUCUGCAGUGGUCAGUUUGAGACGCCACAGCAGAACUUCCUUCAGUGACCUGGUUCUGUAGCUCAUAAUGCUAUUUUAAUGUAUCAGGUAAUCUUCAGUGUAGUUAUGUAUGAAGACCUUACUGUGUCUUCAUACAGAGAGGAGUGUUUGCAGUUUACACUGAGGUCAUAAACAAUUUGGCUUUCAUAAUAAAACAUUAAGUAGAGACGGACAUAGGCGGGAUUCUUUGUGAACAUGAAACGUGAUGAAGCUCAGCUCAGUGUGUAACGUUGAAUGUGUUGCAUGAAGAACAGCUGCAGUGUUACUUUCUGAUGUCAAUUUUCCCUUCACAUGAAUAAUGCACUCUGAUCAUGAUGCCAGAAAACAUGAUAAAAAAAAGUCAAUAAAAGUUUCUUUAUUGCCUUUUUUAUUUACAUGAAAUACCUGAUUGGCAGAUGCUGCACUGGCCUCAUACAUGGACGUCAUGAACACACAGGGCCACCAGGUGGCGUAUCAUACUGUCAGUCCAACUGAAAUCCUGACUUUCUUCACUGAAGAAAAGUAAAGAACACUCCUGAAGAACGCAGAGGUCAGCUUCUCGCCAGCAACAGAGACUUCUGCAGCUCCUCCAGGUGGUUGAUGGCCUGUGUGAUCAUCAUGCGGAUAGCAUCCUGAGCCAAUGAGAGAGAGAGUCGAGAUCAGUGCAGCCCACAUACCUGAUAAUGGGGUCUUACUACAAGUGGACACCAUCAGAUAAACAAUCAUACUUUAUUAAUCCCAAAGGGAAAUUACACAGCAUUACAGUACAUACUGUCCAAAGAAAGACAGACACAGAAUACAUGAGCAGACGAGUGUCUGAGGCUGCAGCCUUUCAUUAGAGAAAUACAAUCCAUUAGGGAGGAUGAGGAGGAAAAAAAUCAUGAAGAAUGUGUGCAUGGCAAUAAUAAAGUCAGCUAUCUUCCUGAUUACAUUUCUGUAUUAAAAACUUUUUUAUGGUCUGAUGUAGUAUUCUUUGACAAACAGAACUGGGUUUUCAUCACCUGUGAGCCUUUAUUAAAAUUACACAGCGCUGACGUUCACAAUAAAGUUAUGCUGAAAACC